Molecule: messenger RNA, 2325 nt
Organism: Phytophthora infestans T30-4
Lineage: Eukaryota; Oomycota; Peronosporomycetes; Peronosporales; Peronosporaceae
Exons: 3
Coding region: 1-2325 (774 amino acids)
Source: RefSeq, a predicted model, not a curated record
AUGUCCAGAAUUACGCUGGACGUGGACAAAAGAAUAAUCACUGUCACCUUCAAAGGGAAACAGGCGGCAUCAAAAUGGAUUGGAUGGAACAUGCCGUUCGGAUCCAAAUUACUGCCUCUAACCGAUUACAAAGGUCAGCGUGAGCGAGCCAAGAAGACACAUGAAGCAAUCGCAAUGAUCUUCUACGAGUUCACGAUGGCGGAGCUGAAGCAUCCGGACGACAGCACAGGAGGCACCAACGACAAGGAAUGGGUGGUCACGGUCAAGAGGCCAAGUUGUCCGGAGAACAUCCGCAACGUAUCCUUAGUAUCAAUCGGAGCAGUAGAGUUGACUGUGCAUCAUCACUGGAUUAACGUCAACUGGCCGUGUCGCACGUGGUUUUCACCGGACCACCCAACGAAAUACUGCAAGGGAGGGGUGGUAUGUGACACUUCUUGCAUUCGGCUCAAUGGAAAGGUGCCUACACGACAACCUAUGGGAACUUUAGCACUAGGCGAAGGGGAUAUGCCCACCACCAUCGCCCAGCUUCUGGCACUAUUACAGAAAAACAAAAUCGAAGUUAAAACCGACGACGCGCCAGUGUUCAGCCCCAAACACACCGGCAGAGUCAAAUUGCAGACCAAGAGACGGAUAGCAACAACGGACAAACCGUCUUUGCCUGGUGAAUGGGAGGAGCACCGGCAACUCCCGAACCAGGCUUCGAUGCAGUCAAAGCAGCAUAAUAUCAACGAAGGGCGGGACGACGGAGACGAGAAGCAGAACGAGGAUGUCAGCGCAUCAUACACCAGCAAAGUAGAUGACGAUCCAGGAACACCGGCACGAGAUGGAAGGAAGAUGGAAGCAGGAAUCAAGUAUCCAGAACAAGCCAGCGUACAAACCCAUGAGCAAACAGAGGACAUACUCAUGAAAGAAGACAUGUUUGAAUUCCAAGCGGUAGAGCAGGCGGAAUCAAGCAACACUAACGAGGAAGGCAGUGCCCCGUUAGGACACGAACAACAGGCGGAACGUGGCCGAUCUCCAACAAAACGAAUUAUAACACGAGGAAAGCCUGGACGGAAUGUUGGUAAGCUAAAGGGUGACUGGACGGUGCCCAAAGAGCCACAAAAAGCCGCAUCAACGUCGCCCAAGAGAAGAGCGCCGGAAGCCUGGGAAAAUGACCCCAGGCCGCUAAAAGGGGGAAGGAAGACGGCUUCAGCUUGGUGUACCAUUCCGUGCUGUUGGGGUUUCUGCCGGAAAUACCGCCGUCCAAAAGGUUGGGAGGGAUUUUUGGAGACGUUAUCCUCCUUGUCCAAGAUCACAACACGAGCAGAUAAGCAACCAAGGAAAGCUCGCUCAUCGUCGCCGACCAAACACAAACGAAGAUCUUAUCGGAGGGCAGACUUAGCGGUCACGCAGCGAUAUAUGCACCAAUUUCUCUCAACAACGAGCGGACAACAAAUCGACAAAUUUGGUAAGCCAGACCUCGGCGAAAGUGGGGGGCACACUCAGAACUCCGAAACAACAGUUCAGGAGCAACAUGACAGUAUUAUGGAAGACACGUCUUGUGGUGGCGGGGAGUACGAAUUCGUUCGAGUCAAACCGCCAAUAGACUUCGGCGAAUCUCUGGACACAUGGUUGUGGAUAUUAGGAGGAACACUUAUUGAUGUGGCUGCCAACGGACAUUGUGGCUGGCUGGCUUGCUACGCUUCACUCUAUAAUGUCCAGGCGGGACUUCUCCAACCAUCGCCAGAGACAAGACAAGCCGUGCAGUUAAUGCAGGACAUCGUAGGCGCCGGCAUUAUCCCGCCUGUGAUGGUGCUUAGAUGGAGAGACACUGGAAACCAUUAUCAAGCGAUCGUGUAUGACAAGGAAAGGUUUGACUGCUACAACACCCAGUUGAAAAUACUGGCCCCUAGACGAAAUGACAUCCUAUGCCAGCACGGAUGGCCUGCACUGGACUACAUUCAAUAUGAUGCAGAGAGGACGGCCACUGCGGCGGCCAGAGAACUACGGGCAAUCCGCAGAGCCGCCAAACAGGGAGACCACCAAGGGGAUGACAGCGUGGGUACUUCUCAGGCAGCAGACAGUGGCAAGAAAGGGGUCACAAAACACGCAGAAAAAACCGACAUGCAACACGUCCAGGGAGCCGGUCACGACUACGGAGUAGCAGUUGCCAUUGGAAAGGAAGAAACGACCACAACCGGUGGCUCAAUGGGCGAGCAAGUAGAUGGGACACAGACCGACGCGGAAGAGUUGGACCACUCUUCACUUACAGACAGCAGCGAAAUCACACCAGGAAACACGAGGGCGGAGGGCACAUCACAAAUGGAUAAUGACGACUCCUAA